Molecule: messenger RNA, 1491 nt
Organism: Juglans microcarpa x Juglans regia
Lineage: Eukaryota; Viridiplantae; Streptophyta; Magnoliopsida; Fagales; Juglandaceae
Product: SEC12-like protein 2
Exons: 10
Coding region: 162-1373 (403 amino acids)
Biological process (GO): protein secretion
Cellular component (GO): endoplasmic reticulum membrane
Molecular function (GO): protein binding; guanyl-nucleotide exchange factor activity; GTPase activator activity
Source: RefSeq, a predicted model, not a curated record
AAUAGCCGUAACGUAAGGAGGGACAGAGAGGUGAUCGUGCCUUUGACUUGUGAGCCGAGAUACACGCAACGGUCAUUGUAUUCGUUUGUUUUGGUGUUUUUGUCGUUUUUGUUUUUGAGGCCAGAGAGGAGCAGAUCUAGUUCGCCCUCAGAGCCGAGGAAAUGGGGAAGAGCAGGGGCCCUGACCAUCCCAACUUCCAGAAAUACGGCGUGCCGUUCUAUUCAGCCGCUUGGGUUCCGUACAAGAACAUCACACUCGAGCACGAACCCCAAGGCCAGGAGCAAGAUACCAACCAAUCCAGCGAUGAAAUUUCCGUAGGUGACGGAUCGUCUGCGGCUCCGGAAUCCUCCGCCGCUCUGAACUACUUUGUUUUCGCCGGUGGCGGCGGAGAGGGUCGGAGUGGAAUCCCGAACGCUGUCGUUCUCGCUCGAUUCGAUUCCACAUCUAAUGCUCUCUCCGACCAGCCAGUGGCUAAGCUUGGAACUGGCUCUGAUUUGCCUUAUAGAAUGGCGGUUCAUCCUGGUGGAGAUGGCCUCAUUUGUUCAUUGCCUAAAAGUUGCAGAUGGUUCGAAUGGGAUGUUGAAAAGAGUACUGAAGUUCAUAAAUUGUGUCUGAAGCUUUCUGACAAAGUGCUCACCCAGUUGGAAGAUGUUGGACAGCAAUUGGCAUUGGUGUUUAACAAUGAGGGUUCUGCACUUGCUGCCGGUGGCGAGGAUGGCAAUUUGAGGGUCUUUAAAUGGCCUAGCAUGGAAAUUGUUCUCCAUGAGGCUGGUGCUCAUACUACUCUGAAGGACUUGGAUUUCAGCUCUGAUGGGAAAUAUCUUGUCUCAUUGGGAAAUAGUGGCCCUGCAAGGGUUUGGGAUUUGACUUCCUCAACGGUCAUAGCUUCUCUUCCAAAGGAAAAUGACGAGGUUUUUAGCUCAUGCAGAUUUGCUGAGAGUAAUGAUAAGAAUCAGGUUCUAUAUAUUGCUGCAGUGACUGGUAAAGGUGGGAGCAUUGUGACAUGGAAUACAUCCACAUGGAAGAGGAUGGGAUCAAAGCCUGUAGCUCGUGACACAAUUUCUGCCUUCAAUGUUUCACCAGAUGGAAAGCUCCUUGCCUGUGGAACGACUCAAGGUGACAUUUUGAUUUUAAAUUCGACUGGUUUGUGGGUUCAGACAAUGGUUAGGAAAGCACAUCUUGGCUUUGUUACUGCCCUGGCAUUCUCUCAAGACUCAAGGACUUUGGCUUCUGUAUCCCUGGACUCAAGUGCAAGGGUGACAAUUAUUGAUGACAAGAAGAAAACGGGAGGAUUGAGCUUAUGGGUCGUUGUGUUAAUUAUUCUAGUUGCUGUUGCUGUAUAUUUUGCGAAGAAUGAAGGAAUCUUUCGCUAGAACUUGCAGUUUUGUACGGUUCGAAUGAGGAAACUGUAGCAGUAGAACUGUCCAAAGCUUUUUAAAUUUGCAUAAGACUGAUUUAAAGCUUAUAAUAUAAUCUCCAUAAUGUGUUCAA